ACUAGGACGCCCCUGGCAGAGUGACAUCAUCACUUUAUCGCACGUCAUUUAUAACCACACUGCUCAAGGGGACAGUUCUUCCAUUUCCGAUCUUCCCUCUCAUUAUUUGAUCAAAACGGCACCAUGAGUCCCCGUCAGUUUCUAGAUAUCGAAAACAAAGCCGCUCCCGGCAUCUCCUACUUCACACCCGCCCAAGACCCCCCCGCGGGAACAGCAGCUAACCCGCAAUCCGAUGGAUCGGCACCUCCGAAGCUAUUCCAGCCCCUCUCGGUGCGGGGGGUCACUUUCCACAAUCGCAUUGGACUUUCGCCAUUGUGUCAGUACUCCGGUGACGAUGGCCAUAUGACGGACUGGCAUAUGGCCCAUCUCGGAGGUAUUGCUCAACGUGGACCAGGGUUUCUCAUGGUUGAGGCAACGGCCGUUCAACCCGAAGGUCGUAUUACUCCCGAAGAUCUAGGACUAUGGAAAGACUCGCAAAUCGAGCCUUUGCGUCGCGUCGUUGAGUUUGUCCACAGCCAGAACCAGCUGAUCGGGGUCCAAAUCGCCCAUGCAGGCCGGAAGGCAAGCACGGUGGCACCGUGGCUAUCGGCCAAUGAUGCAGCCUCCGAAAGAGUGGGCGGUUGGCCAGAUCAUGUCAAAGGCCCUGCCGAUAUUCCGUUCAACGCUCAGAAUCCUACUCCCAAGCAGAUGACGAAGCAGGAUAUCGAGGACCUGAAGGUUGCAUGGGCAGCGGCCGUCAAACGAGCCGUCAAGGCCGGUGCGGACUUUGUCGAAAUCCACAAUGCACAUGGCUACCUCCUCAUGUCCUUCCUUUCUCCCGCGGUGAAUACACGGACCGAUGAGUACGGGGGAAGCUUCGAGAACCGAGUUCGCCUCAGUAUGGAGAUUGCCAAACUGACCAGAGAGGCUACCCCUGAGGAUAAACCCGUGUUCUUACGCGUGUCAGCUACCGACUGGCUAGAAGAAUCGCGGCCCUCAGAGCCCAGCUGGAAACUAGAGGACACCGUCAAGUUUGCUCAGGCGCUCGCCGAGAGCGGCUACGUCGACAUGAUUGAUAUCAGCAGCGGUGGCACCCACUCGGCUCAGCACAUCCAUGCGAAGCCGGCCUUCCAGGCCCCUUUUGCCGUCGCCGUGAAAAAGGCAGUUGGGGACAAGCUGAAGGUAGGGUCAGUUGGUAUGAUAGACUCGGCGCAGCUGGCCAACUCCUUGUUGGAGAAAGAAGGUCUGGAUUUUGUCAUGGUCGGACGCGGCUUCCAGAAGAAUCCGGGAUUGGUCUGGGCCUGGGCCGAUGAUCUGAACGUCGAGAUCUCCAUGGCUAACCAGAUUCGCUGGGGAUUCUCUCGCCGUGGCGCCGGGCCGUUCUUGCGGAAAAGAUGUGACAAGAUAUAGAGUUAUAGAGUGCGUGGUUCGUGGAGUACAUAUACAUAAGGGUAUAUGAGGAUACAAACAACAGAUGUUGUGGAUAAGGCACUAAGUAUAAAAACUAGUCUUCUUUGUUUGGCUGCUAGGAUGUAACUAAACAUAGUAGGAAAUGGCGGUUAACUCUACUCAAUUUCGAUCGUAUUUACAUAAAACUGGCCUCCAAAUAUACAUGGAUCGAGGGUGAUGCAAGCAUGGAUAUC
Aspergillus alliaceus is the source of this 1622-nucleotide messenger RNA. Its product is annotated as NADH:flavin oxidoreductase/NADH oxidase. The record is from RefSeq and is a predicted model, not a curated record. Bases 124 to 1389 code for a protein of 421 amino acids. NCBI's taxonomy places the organism in Eukaryota, Fungi, Ascomycota, Eurotiomycetes, Eurotiales, Aspergillaceae. The transcript has 2 exons. Gene Ontology annotation, cellular component: intracellular anatomical structure. Gene Ontology annotation, molecular function: FMN binding; NADPH dehydrogenase activity; NADP binding.